Molecule: messenger RNA, 1876 nt
Organism: Portunus trituberculatus (swimming crab)
Lineage: Eukaryota; Metazoa; Arthropoda; Malacostraca; Decapoda; Portunidae
Product: ATP synthase mitochondrial F1 complex assembly factor 1-like
Exons: 8
Coding region: 693-1562 (289 amino acids)
Biological process (GO): mitochondrial proton-transporting ATP synthase complex assembly
Cellular component (GO): mitochondrion
Source: RefSeq, a predicted model, not a curated record
AGGGAAAAUAGAUGAUAUACAAAGACUUGACAUGCUAUUAUGCAGAGUGCAAACAAUAGACUGAAGAAGACUUACAGCAGAAAAAAACAAAUAAAAAGGACACCAGAAAAGAACUGCCAUGGAUAAGUGAUGAAAUAAGAAAUGCAAUAAAUAGCAGACAGGAAUUGAACAGAAAAAGAAGAAGUGAAAGCAUAGAGGAAGCCUGAAAUGAACUUGAAUCUUCAUACCGAAUACAGAAGAGAAAAAUACUGGCAUUAGUAAAGACAGAUGCAUAUAGAUAUGAAAAGAAACUGUCUCAAGAAAUACAGGACAGUGCAGACAGAACUAAGAUGUGGGUGGCCAUACAUAAACAAACCAAAAGGAAAUGAGAAAAAAUUAUGAAGUACAGAUUUAUGAUUGAAAUGGAGUGCAGUUGAUGGAAGCAGAAACAAUAGAUGAAAUAGAGAACAAGUGUAAGGAAGUAUAUAAAAAGUAUGAGAACACAGUUACUGAGGCUUGGAAUGCUAAAGUCAAUAGACAUUGUCGAGACAGCUACCUUGCAAGAGGUCAUUUGAUGUAAGGGGAUGUGGAUUACUGAUUACCAGAUGAGAUCUGGGAACACAUAUACAUCGCAGGAAAUGUAAUGAAAGAAAUACAACCAAUGGCAAUGGCAACAAUAAAUACACAGGAAACAAUUAAGGAUAGUGUUUUAAAUGCUUGGUGUGGCUCGACGAGUGUGUGCCGCAGGACAAGCUGCAGUAACCAUCAUGAGCAAACAACCAGUCAGUACCUCCAGCUAUGCCAUGGUUAAGGCCAUCGAGGAGCUGGAGAAGAACCCUUACUUUGGAAAAUAUGCUGGCAAGAUUGCAAAGUUUCAAAAAGAAUCUCCAGAAGAAUUCCUUGAAAAGUUUGCCAAGAAUAAGGAGGUGAAGCAGAGUGAGCCAGGCGGCCACAGCUUCACCAAGGUGGCAGAAAAGGGCAAGGAGGUGGUGCCCAAGAGUGCCUAUAGCUUUGCUCCUCAGAAGAAACUGGAGAGCAUCUUGAAGACAGACCUCCUGCAGGGGAAAACUAAUCAGGAAGUGGCUUAUAUCUGGACAGAGCACUUCCGCCAGAAGGACGCAGUGUGUGGGGUGAUCUCCAGCGAUACAUAUGACAAACAGUAUGAAGUGUCCAUGAAAUACUCCUGUUUUGUGCUCCCCCUACCUAGAGACAAGGGUUAUGAAUUCAUCAUAUUACAGUUUGCUGGUCAUGAAGUCCAUUUCACUUCACUUGUUAAUUAUCAGGCAUACAAAGAGAAUGCCCCAGAAUGCCUCACACUGGUCCACUACCCUGACCUGAAGGAGGAGCGAGGCAUUGUAUUCAUGCAUGGCGAAUACAACAAAGACAUACUGAAUGCAUUUGAGGCCCAGUUUCUGGUAAAUCAACUUCAGCUGUAUUAUGGUGGUGGUGACAAGGAACGGACAGCAUUACUGGAAAAGUUUCACCACAGUCCAGGUCAGUUCAAGCACAUGGAGCUAGUGGAGCACCUGGAGAAGCUGGAUCUUAGUGUGCUCUCAAACAAAUCUGACAAAGAGCAACAAUAAAAAGGUAAAGAGAUUAGACUGAAGAGUUCAUUCAUCUUCCUCCUCCUUUACUGGCAUCUCCCUUUUUUUCAUAUGGGGUGCAUCUUCUCAAUUAUUGUCUCCACCAGUUGCAGUCCAUCACCUUUUCCUCUUUUAGCUGCCUCUCCCUGAAGUCCUUCACUCUGUUCCUCCAGUGCAUCUUGGGCCUCCCUCUCCCACACCUGCCCUGCACCUCCAUUCCUUUUCUCUUCUUCCUACGUAGUCUUCGUCUCUUCUUAUCACUGAGGAGUUCAUUUAUACAAUAUGUAAAUACAAAUAUACAUCUAUUUGACUUU